Tricharina praecox is the source of this 505-nucleotide messenger RNA. RefSeq lists its product as uncharacterized. The transcript has a single exon. NCBI's taxonomy places the organism in Eukaryota, Fungi, Ascomycota, Pezizomycetes, Pezizales, Pyronemataceae. The coding region runs from base 15 to 341 and encodes 108 amino acids. The record is from RefSeq and is a predicted model, not a curated record.
UCUUGCUUCUAGCGAUGCGAUGGAUUAUGGAUUGGAUUGGAUUGUUGGGCUUGUUUGGGUUAUUCGUGGGUUCGUGGGUUCGUGUGGUGGGUUGGUGGGGAAGGGAUCUUUCGUUGUGUUGUGUAUGCUUGCAGCUUACUUUCUACUUGGAUGGAUGGUUGGGUGGAUGGAUGGAUGGACUUUUAACUCUUUUGCUUUGCUUUUACUUUACCUUACCUACCCGGCUUUUUCUAUCUUUCUAUCUGUGUAAACGCUGUGGUGUGGCUUUGUUGUUUUUUGUAAUUCGUUACUUUAUGGUGGAAGGGGAUUGCUAUGAUUUUUUGGACAGGAAUGAUGGAUGAGGGGAAGGAAGGGGGGUUUAGAUGUGGUGGAUUGGAUUGAGGACAGACAGCGAGUGCGCGAUGGGAGAGCUGAGAGGAAGAACGGAGGUGGGUUCAUGUGUGUACGUAACGAUAAAAAUAUUAUUAUCCAACGGCUUUGGUUGCAAGUUGCAAUUGCUGUUCAG